Molecule: messenger RNA, 3228 nt
Organism: Biomphalaria glabrata
Lineage: Eukaryota; Metazoa; Mollusca; Gastropoda; Planorbidae
Product: tubulinyl-Tyr carboxypeptidase 2-like
Exons: 12
Coding region: 417-1430 (337 amino acids)
Biological process (GO): regulation of angiogenesis
Cellular component (GO): cytoplasm
Source: RefSeq, a predicted model, not a curated record
GUUAUAGUUUUGGCACCAGCAACGAUAUGUAAACAAAAAGUGACAUUCAUAGAUCUAGAUAACUCAUUCACUAACAGUAACACUGACACUGCUAUAGAUCAUCUUUACUUUCUUUAGCCUCUUUUGGAAUCCUUAUAAAUUUUACUUGAAGAAAUUGCCAUUGCAGCAUUAGCGAUUAUCUUGUGAGAGUGUGGUGCUGCAGCAUCACAAAAGUAAAUUCAAUGAGGACCAGUGAACCUGUGGAAAGAGUGGUCAAUCAAAUCGCCUGACAUUUAGACCUUUCAAGGCAAAUCUCAUGGUUAAAUGGCUCAGCCUUGUCUACCAAUGUGAACAUUUUAAACAUCAAGCAUGGUGAUUGCCUCCCGUAUAGUUGUAUUCAAGGAUCAGAUUCUUUUAGAAAUCCAAAUCUGAACUGCAUGAAAAUGAUAAGGUCAAAGUCAAUGCUGAAGGUCAAUGUAUCAGAGGACAAGGAUGAAGCCCAAGAAGAAAAUGGCGUACUUUUCUGGGUAAAUAAAAGCGGAUUCCCCAUUGAUUCGGAAACCUGGGAGCGGAUGUGGGAUCACAUCACAAAGAUCCAUCCAGAUGGCAUUGAUAUUGUUAGGAAGCUGCGCCACAAGCAGGAUUUGCCUCAGGUACCUAUUCCCCAACCUCCAUUGUCUUUCAGUCCAACUGUCUCCAUACCAGACAGACUCAAGAAAAUUCAAGAGUAUAUGACUGAACUCCAAUAUAAUCAUACAGGUACACAGUUUUUUGAAAUUCGAAAAUGUCGACCAGUUUCAGGGUUGAUGGAGUCUGCCAAAGAAAUGAUCCGAGAGGCUCUGCCCAUAAAGUGUUUGGAAGCUGUGGUUCUAGGAAUAUUUCUGACUAAUGGGAUGGCAGGAGUGGAAAGGUUUACCAUUAGCUUCAAAACUGUGUUUAAUGACCACCAGCACCGCCAUGUUGUUCUAGGCAUCUCUUAUGCAGGGCACUACGGAGCUAUUGGCAUGAGUCGCCGAGAUGAUCUUAUGUACAAACCUUUGGAGUUCAAGAGUUUGGCUGACCUUGUGCUGAAUUUUGAGAAAAGCUACAAAAAAUAUUGUCACAGUGUCAAGAAAAUCAAAGUUGGAUUACCAAUCAUCCAUGAUCCACAUUCCUAUGAAAUAAUCAACUGGAAGGCUCUAAUGGUGAACAUGAGCAUUGCCAGCAAGAAGGAUUGCAUUCGUGAGCUAGACAACCAUGCCAGAAAAAUGAAAAGCUUGGCAAAGUCCUCCACUAUCAGCCCUUACAGUACAUUCAAAAUGGUGAACACAGUGGAAGCCACAUCAGAAACAAGAUCUCACAGCCUUAACAGAAGAUCAAAUUCAUUUCUGGCAGCUAGUUUUGUGAAUAAAAAGAAAAAGAAGAAUUCUGGGACAUCUCUAAAUGACUUUGAAUACCAGAUAAGAAUUUAAAACUAAUGACAAAGCUGGGCUCUGUCUGGCAGCGGUAGAGAAAGUAAUCACCGAGUACAAGUACACUGAGUUUAGGUUUCAAAUAAAUUGCUGUUAUUUAUAUUCUGAUCUGCAUUCAAACAUUCUAAGGACCAGCCAAUGAAGAGAUUGUCACUGACCAAUAAAUAUUUGAGAUGUCUAAAUCCUUUUUGUUUUCUUGUGGAUUUGUUUUACAGUUUAAUUUGAUCUUUGACCUUUCUACUUCUGCUUAAAGAGUGAAAUUUUGUAUUAGUUGUAGUUUACAGAAACUCAAUUUAAAUAAUUCAUAGUGUUUGUUUUGUUAUAAUUUUGUGCUUAUUAUAAUAUGACACAUCUGUGGCUACUCAACCACUUACCUUGUCUGUAGUGGGCAAGAAAGUCAAAUAACUGAUAUUCAUGAUACGAGACAUUACUACCACCAUCAAUCUGAGAUAUUAUGUUUAACAGUUCACAAAAUAUUUGUAUACUAGCCUUGUGUUACCCGUCGAUAUAGUCACUGAGAGUGUUUUGUAAACAAUUAAAUAAUAAUGUUAUAUAAGUAUAGCGAAUGUGUGAAUGUAAAAAUAGUAUGAAUCAAAAUAGCUAAUCGACAUAAAUCCAUUUUUUCAAAUAAAAACAUUUGCUUGUAGGCCUACAUAUAUUUGAUUAAAAUUUGAAAUGAAUAGACUUUAUUUUGUAUGUUCAUAUGUUAAAGUAUAAAGUAGAUCUAUCAUCUUUGAAUUAGAUCUUGAGUUAGAGAUAGCCUAGAUCUAGACUAAUCUAGAGUUAAAUAUUGGCUUGGAUAGAGUUCUUUCUGCGCGUGCAUGGAGGCUUUGCUCUGCACAUGCAUGACCUUUUUUGUUAGAUGUAUGGAAUCAUGAAUAGUACUAUUAAAAUAGCGAACGAAAUGUAUGAAAAAUGCUUUAGGAAAACAAAUUUGAAUGUUAAUUUGAUUAUAAUAUGAAAUGAAUGGACUAUAAUUAGUAUGUUAAUGUGUUAAAGUAUAAAACUAUCUUUGCGAAGAGAAGUUCUAUCAUCUUAGAGUUGAAUUAGAGUUUUAGACUAGGAAUAGAGAGAUGUGCAACAUUUCAGACUUGUCUAAUGAAAGAAUGUGCGUCAGGACUUCUAAAUUCGCAGAUAUAAGAAACCAAUUUAUGUAAAAAUGCUUUUUAAACACAAAUUUGAAGGUUAAUUUUAUUGAAUUAUGGAAUAUGAUAAAAAAUCAUGAUUUAAAUUUGAACUUAUUGUCUUAUGUGCUGAGUAAAAUUUGUGAUAUAAAAGUCAUAUAUACUGAUGAUACACUUUAAAAAUUUGUGAUAUAAAAGUCGUAUAUACUGAUGAUACACUUUUCUAUAUUUUUGUUUUAUACUUUAUACACUGUGACUCAAUUUACAUGGGAGCAAUGUUACAUUUCUUUUAAAUUUUACAUUUAAGUUUUUUGUGCUUUUUACAUUUUUUAAUGUUCAAAUUAAAUUGCAGUUUUUAUUUCAUGUUUUUAUUUCAUUUCAAUUUUUUGAACAAUUUUUUCAAUAGAUAUUUUUUUUUUAUAUUCAGCUGUUUUUAUCAUAGUUCAAUUCUUUGAAUAGAUAUUAAUAUUAUUUAUAUUCAGUCUCAACAGUAUACUAGAUUACUGUGUGUGUGUGUGCUACUUCAUGUAUUGACAUACGUUGUGAUAAUUAUUACAGAUUAUCACUUGUGAACCAUUGUUUUAGAUUUACAGUAAAAACUUGUGCAUUGUGUUUAUUGAAUAUGAAACAUACACCAUAAGACAGCACAGAAAAAUAAAGAUACAAUGUAAACA